Molecule: messenger RNA, 1350 nt
Organism: Symbiodinium necroappetens
Lineage: Eukaryota; Dinophyceae; Suessiales; Symbiodiniaceae
Source: the annotation of a GenBank genome assembly
AUGAUACACCUGCGAUGCUGUGGCGGAAAGCAGCAGUUUGAUAUGCUCUGCGUCUACCAGCAUACUCUGGGCCUGAAAGGUCAAGACGAAGACAAGAUCUUCAGGCAACGCUCCACGAUCUGGCACCAAUUGGAUCGCUGGCUCUGUGCCACACCGGUUCGCUCAGAACUCGUCAUUGCCGGUGACCUUAACAUCACGCUAAGAUCUCAGGCGCGGGUAUGCGGCCAAGGAGUUCCGCGCCGUCAAUACAGAGAGGCCGGGAAACAAGAUCUGGAAAUCCUGAUGCAGAUCCUGUCCAAGCACAAACUGUGUGCUGCUAACACCUGGGGAAAGAAGGCAGCAUGCUACACAAACAGACAUCCCGGUGGGAACACUCAGAUCGAUUACGUGCUGGUUCGACAAGCCAACGCUGACCUGAUAGCCAAGCGUAGCAGCCAUACGCACCGAGAUGGCUGGCUGGCGAAAGGGCAGGCCACCAUUAGCGACAUUCGGCGUUCAGUGCAGGCCCUGGCUGUCGGGGCGGAACCCCCGGUCAGAAGACCGGCUCUUCGACCCGUGGAUGGUGAGAUAGAAAACUGUUGGAAUUUUCGUAGGCAGCUGCAGUCCCUUAAGUCUUGGGUGGUGCUUCCUUCACUCCGUACCUUGUUAGCGCACAAAGCGCUGAAGAGGGCCAUCAGGGAGCGCAAGCGCGCCCGAACCCUGGAAACGCUGGAUCAAGCGGAGCAGGCGGCGAAGGCGGGCCAGACCAAAACCCUUUUCAAGGUACUUAAGCAGUUGUGUCCCGGACGGUCGGUUCAGAGAGUGAAGCUUCGUGAUCCUGAUGGUUGGUUGCUGUCAGCCGAAGCCGAGUGUGAAGUGCUCGUGAAGUAUGCCUCUGAGCUGUUUGGUGGUGCUGGGUUCCCGAAGUCAGCCCUGCGCCCACUUGACCCAGAGCUACUGUGUGAUGCGCGGUGGAUUGAGGCGCUGCGGGAGAUCAAGACACCUCUGCGCUACAACACCAUCAAUCCCAGACGGCUGGACAGUGAGUGGUGCAACUGGCGUGGCUUCCCAAGCCGAAUAAAUCCCCCGACCCGGGACAUUAUCGCACGCGGCAUGACACUGCUGCCCGAUGCUGCGACGCUGAACAGCGGGCAUGUGGCAGAUGUCGAUGACAGGCAGUGGAAAUGGAGGAAGGCGGAGGGCAAAGGAGAUGGGAAGCCGAAGCCACCGUCUGGCCACAGGGCCACCAGGGGAACAGGCAGCACUGGAGCGCAGGUGGCAUGCGUCGCAAACAAGCGGACGCCUGGGACCAGAGCUGGCGCUCUGACUCCUCUCAGCGGGAGCUCGAGCACCUUCGAAACAUGGUGGUGA